AUCAAACGGGAUUUUCUCUCGGUUAGGGUCAGCAAGCAGGUAGCCGACACUCUGGCAUGGACAAUGGAUACCUUGAGCCUGUCAGUGAACGCGGUGUCCUACACUGUGGCACCUGUGCUCUCCACCGAUGACCCGUUCAAUGGACCCAUCCAGAACAUCGAGCAGUGGAACUUCACCAUCCUGGCCGUUGUCAUGUUUGUAGUCACCUCGCUGUCUCUGACUGAAAACUUCCUCGUCAUGUUUAUCACUUUCAAGUUCAAGCAGCUCAGACAGCCCCUGAAUUACAUUAUAGUUAAUCUGGCCAUCGCUGACUUUCUGGUCUCCCUCACCGGUGGAGUAAUAAGUUUCCUGACUAACGCCAGGGGGUAUUUCUUCCUUGGGAAGUGGGCUUGCAUCCUGGAGGGGUUUGCUGUUACUUUUUUCGGGAUCGUGGCGCUCUGGUCUCUGGCUGUUCUGUCCUUCGAGCGGUUCUUUGUGAUCUGCCGGCCGCUGGGGAACAUCCGACUGCAACCGAAGCAUGCGAUCCUGGGUUUGCUGUUCGUCUGGACCUUCUCCUUCAUCUGGACCUUCCCUCCGGUGCUGGGAUGGAACAGAUACACCGUCAGCAAGAUCGGAACCACCUGUGAGCCUGACUGGUAUUCAACCAACAUCACAGAUCACAGCUACAUCAUCACUUUCUUCACCACCUGUUUCAUUUUGCCUCUUGGAGUGAUAUUCUUCUGCUACGGGAGGCUCCUCCGGAAGCUCAGAAAGGUCUCUCACGGUCGUCUGGCCACCGCCAGGAAGCCCGAGCGGCAGGUGACCCGUAUGGUGGUGGUGAUGAUCGUGGCCUUCAUGGUGGGCUGGACGCCAUACGCCGCCUUCUCCAUACUGGUCACAGCUUAUCCAACCAUCGAACUGGAUCCCCGGCUGGCUUCCAUCCCCGCCUUCUUUUCCAAGACGGCUGCUGUCUACAACCCAAUCAUCUACGUCUUCAUGAACAAACAGUUCAGGAAGUGCCUAAUCCAGCACUUUACCGGAAAGGGGACCAUCCCAGAGAGCAACCUGAAUCAGACUUCAGGGCGACCUGGACUUACUUCCGAGAGUCAAACGGGAGAAAUGUCAGCCAUUGCAGCUCGCAUCCCUGUGGGCGGCACGGUGUCGCCCAGAUCCGACGAUUCUCCGACCGACUGCGGCUCAUUCGCUCAGCUUCCCAUCCCAGAGAACAAAGUGUGUCCAAUGUAA
This is a messenger RNA of Stegastes partitus (bicolor damselfish), 1224 nucleotides long. It is a transcript of the gene valopa, whose product is annotated as vertebrate ancient long opsin a. Gene Ontology annotation, molecular function: G protein-coupled receptor activity. The record is from RefSeq and is a predicted model, not a curated record. NCBI's taxonomy places the organism in Eukaryota, Metazoa, Chordata, Actinopteri, Pomacentridae. The coding region runs from base 64 to 1224 and encodes 386 amino acids. Gene Ontology annotation, cellular component: membrane. Gene Ontology annotation, biological process: G protein-coupled receptor signaling pathway; visual perception. The transcript is spliced from 5 exons.